Molecule: messenger RNA, 360 nt
Organism: Prunus armeniaca (apricot)
Lineage: Eukaryota; Viridiplantae; Streptophyta; Magnoliopsida; Rosales; Rosaceae
Source: the annotation of a GenBank genome assembly
AUGGAUAUCGUUGUCCUCUUUGUUUAUGUGGAUGAUAUCGUCAUCACUGGCCUCACCAACACUACUUCGGUUGACACCCCUACGGAACUUAAUGUGAAAUAUCGACGUGACGAAGGUGAGCUUGUUGAGGAUCCUACUAUCUAUCGGAAGCUGGUUGGUAGUCUUAUCUAUCUAACCAUUACCCGACUAGACAUCUCUUAUGUUGUUCACACCGUCAGCAAGUUCAUGCAAGCCCCAAGGCAUCUCCAUCUAUCUGUCGUUCGCCGCUUAAUUCGCUACAUUCUUGGCACACCUAGUUGUGGCUUAUUCUUCCUUACAGGUUCUUCACUUCAGCUACAAGCCUAUAGUGACGCAAAUUAG